Molecule: messenger RNA, 849 nt
Organism: Lathyrus sativus (Indian pea)
Lineage: Eukaryota; Viridiplantae; Streptophyta; Magnoliopsida; Fabales; Fabaceae
Source: the annotation of a GenBank genome assembly
AUGGGUAUCCUCACACCAAAACAAACUCUCUCAUUUCUCAUUCUUCUCAAUCUCUCCUCACUCGUUUUCUCAGCCGAUAACACCAACGUUGUCUACAAAGGUUGUUCCCCGCAAAAACUGCAGCAACAAUCUUCCCAGAAUCUACAAUCACUCUUAUCUUCUCUCGUAUCAGCUUCUGGACAGAAAACAUUCGCCGCCACAACCACCGGCGACGUCUCCGGUGCUUAUCAAUGCAGAGGCGACCUUUCAACAUCCGACUGUUAUCUCUGCGUCAGCAAGAUUCCAAGCAAGAUAAGCAAGCUCUGCGGGGAAGUCGCGGCGGUGAGAAUUCAGCUCAGCGGGUGUUACUUAAGGUACGAGGUUGUCGGGUUUAAGCAAGUUCCUAUGACUCAGUUUCUGUACAAGGUUUGUGGUUCGAGGAAAGUGGACGACAGUGUUGGGUUUGAGGCGAAGAGAGACUCUGCAUUUGGAAUGGUGGAGAAUGGUGUGAAGAGUGGUGGGAGUUUGUUCUAUACAGGGAGUUAUAUGUCUUUGUAUGUUUUGGGACAAUGUGAGGGUAGUUUAGGAAAUAAUGAUUGUAGUGAUUGUGUUAAGAGUGCUGAAGAACAAGCUAAAUUGGAGUGUGGCGAUUCGAUUUCUGCUCAGAUUUAUCUCUUUAGUUGCUUUAUCAGUUAUAGCUUUUACCCUAACGGAGUUUCAGGUUCUCUUUCCUCUUCAGGAUCAGGAGGGAAUCCACACACAGAAAGGACAGUGGCUCUUGCAGUGGGAGGAGUAGCAGGAUUUGGAUUCUUAAUUGUUUGUUUGAUGUUUCUAAAGUCAGUAUUGAAGAAAAGAGGUGGGAAGCAUUGA